UCCUUCUGCAAUCAUGGCUCUUAAGGUCGCUCUUUUCGCCGCUGUUGCAGUGAUUUCAGUCUCUGCUGAUUCUCCCCGCCCUCCUGCUCCUUCUUACAGUGCUCCUGCUCCUUCUUAUAAUGCUCCAGCUCCAUCUUACGGAGCACCCUCUCCAUCCUACAAUGCUCCAGCUGCUACGGGCCCAGCGCAGUACGACUUCAACUACGCCGUGAAGGACGACUACUCCGGCAACGACUUCGGACACCAGGAAUCCCGCGACGGAUACAACACUCAGGGAUCCUACUACGUUCAACUUCCCGAUGGUCGUAGGCAAAAAGUGACGUACACUGUCAACGGAGACUCAGGAUACGUGGCUGAAGUGACCUACGAAGGGGAAGCCCAGUAUCCUCAGGCUUCCGGGGGAUACCAACCAGCUCCUAAAGGCGGAUAUGUCGCUCUCUUCGCCGCCGUUGCAGUGAUUUCAGUCUCAGCUGAUUCUCCUCGCCCUCCCGCCCCUUCUUACAAUGCUCCUGCUCCUUCUUACAAUGCUCCAGCUCCAUCUUACGGAGCACCCUCUCCAUCCUACAAUGCUCCAGCGGCUGCGGGCCCAGCACAGUACGACUUCAACUACGCCGUGAAGGACGACUACUCCGGCAACGACUUCGGACACCAGGAAACCCGCGACGGAUACAACACUCAGGGAUCCUACUACGUUCAACUUCCCGACGGUCGUAGGCAAAAAGUGACAUACACUGUCAACGGAGACUCAGGAUACGUGGCCGAAGUGACCUACGAAGGGGAAGCCCAGUAUCCUCAGGCUUCCGGGGGAUACCAACCAGCUCCUAAAGGCGGAUAUGCCUAAGGAUAAAUGACUGGGGAAAUGUUGUAUAUGUGAAUAGUUCACUGAUUAUUCGGACAAUAUUGUUAUAUUUAUUAUGCAUUGAUUUGUAGUAGAUUGAAUGCAAUAAAGAAAAAGCCCA
This is a messenger RNA of Macrobrachium nipponense, 959 nucleotides long. RefSeq names its product cuticle protein 18.6-like. The transcript is spliced from 5 exons. The coding region runs from base 14 to 841 and encodes 275 amino acids. The record is from RefSeq and is a predicted model, not a curated record. Gene Ontology annotation, cellular component: extracellular matrix. Lineage: Eukaryota; Metazoa; Arthropoda; Malacostraca; Decapoda; Palaemonidae.